AGAUGAUUCCGCUCAGGCGCGUCUUCUGAGGACCUGGAGCUCCCGCCUGCAGCCAGACGUUUUCCUGGCGCGCGGUCCCGGUCCCGGUCCCGGGGCAGCUCCUCCUGCGGUGCGGAGCCUGUGGGGAUUUUUUUCAGCGGACUGUAGAGGGGAAGCGUCCAGAGCUGGGUCGAGGUUUGCACUUCCAGCAGGGUCGACGGCUUCCUCCUUCCUGGAUCUGGGCAGCAGCGGAGCCCGAGGAGCGCCUGGAUCAGAUUAAUGAGGCGGAAACAAACUUUCGGAGAUGUGACCCGCUCCAAAACUUUCUGUUAUUUUUGCCUAAAGGACUUCAUUCAUUUUAUUGUGUCUGUUCAGCUCCAGGUUGGAAUGUUUGUUUAACAGCGAUGAUCUUUUCUCCCGAUCUCCUGUUAUUAUACUGGAAAACGGAUGUGCUGCUGAGAUGAAGUUGUGGAUAUAACUUGUUGUUUUUACGCAUAUAAAAAAACUCUUCCAAAAUAAAGAAGGCAGCCAGAGAGGAGGAUUUCCUCUGAGGUGGAUCGUUGGCAUGCUGUUAUGUGCCGAUUCUGAGCGCUCUGCUUUGUCCGGAGUUAAUUGAUCAACGACGCCAAAUGCGCUGAAGACGCGCGUCGGGACCGAGGCUCCGCCGCUGGAUCUGAAACCUUCUCCGCCAAACUUUGCUCCGACAAGCCGCCAGAAUGAAGGUUUUCCAUGUGUGUUUGGCUCUGGUUUACCUGCUGAGCUGGACCGAAGCGGACAGGCAGACUCACCUGAAGCGGAUCCAGGCGCACCGACGCGCAAAGCUGGCGCGCGUCACGGACAAAGAGCGCCUCGUCGGACGUUUGCGCCCCGGAUUCAGCUCGGCCAUCUCGGUGCACGGCUCCAGGAGAGCGGGACAUGUGCAGGCCGACGAGGCGGGGGCCGGGAGAGCCGCCGGCGGGGGUCUGCUGCCCAGGAGGGGGGCGGUGGGGCAGAUCGGCCUGCCCCGUCACCACGGCAUGCAGCAGGAUGAGGGCUUGCCAGGCGCCAGAGCCAGGGUGGCCCGCAUGCCCAGCAGCGCGGGGUCGCCCAACCUGCUGGCCAGCUUCGCGGGGAAGAACCGGGUCCUGGUGAUCUCGGCCCCUCACGACUCCGACGGCUACUACAGACUCAUGAUGUCUCUCCUGAAGCCAGACGUGUACUGCGAGCUGGCGGAGAGGCACGUCCACCAGAUCGUCAUGUUCCACCAGGAGGGAGAGAUGGGGGGCAAGGUGAGGAGGAUCACCACCGAGGGCAAGGUGAUGGAGGAGCCGCUGGACACCGCCCUCAUCCCCAGACUCAUGAGCUUCCUCAAGCUGGAGAAAGGGAAGUUCGGGAUGGUUCUGCUGAAGAAGACCCUGCAGGUGGAGGAGCGGUACCCCUACCCCGUCCGGCUGGAGGCCAUGUAUGAGGUCAUUGACCAGUCCCCCAUGAGGAAGCUGGAGAAGAUCCGGCAGAAGGGCUUCGUCCAGAAGUGUAAAGGAGCCGGGGUGGAGGGUCAGGUGGAGGAGGGCACCUUCUCAGCUCCUGACACACCCGUCGAGAGGAAACCGGGAAAGAAGAUCCUCAGGAAACCUCCUCAGGCCUCCACCACAGCCGCCACCACCACCACAACCACCAGACGACCGACCACCACCACCACCACCACUACUCGACCUACAACCACCACCACCACCACAACCAGAGCAACAACCACCACAACCAGAGCAACAACCACCACCACCAAACCGACAACCACCACCAGAAGAACAACAACCACCACCACCAAAAGACCCACCACCACCACCACCACCACCCAGAGACCAACCAAAGCCCCCACCACGGCGCUGUGGUUCCCCGCCCCGAGAACCACCGUCGACCCCUACUACUACAACCGCCGAGAGAGGGAGAGGCAUCCGGCUAAAACCACGCCGUCCGGAGACAACCGCACCGACGGCAGAGAUCCACUCGGCCGGAAGCUGCUGCCGAGCACGCUGAAGCCCCCCAAGGCCAAACCCCCCAAGAGGAAGAACGGGGGAGAGAAGGUGAUGACCAACGAGUACGAGGACAGGUACGAGCCCGGCAACCCAACGGCCGGCGACCCCGAAGAGGCGGAGACCUUCACCGACGUCAAUCCCACCAAGAGGGCGAAGGGCAAACAGGACAAGAAGAAGAAGAAGAACGAGAAGGCUGCCAAGAAAGCGGAGAGGAGGGGCGGCAAAGAGGGCAAGAUCGGGGGCAAGAAGAACGGGAAGAAGCUCCCCAAGUACCCCGAGAAAGAGGACUACCCCAAGCCCACCAAGAGACCCACGCCCCCCCCGAAGAGCUCUCUGGCCUCCUUCCUGGACUACUUUGAGAACAGGAGGCGGCUGCUGCUGAUCACGUCCCCCAGUGAGGACAACAGCAUGUACGUCCAGCAGAGAGACGAGUACCUGGAGUCCGUGUGUGAGAUGGCCAUCAGGAAGGUCUCCAUCAUCACCGUCUUCGGCUCCCUCACCAACUCCACCAUGAAGAUCGAUCACUACCAGAUCGAGAACGACAAGCCCAUGAAGGGCCUUCGCCAGGAGGACCUGGUGAACCAGGAGCUGAUCACCGAGCUGAGGAAGGAGUUCAGCAUGACGUUUGACGACUUCUACAUGGUUCUCACCGACACUGACAUGAGAGUCAAGCAAUCCUACGAGGUUCCCAUCGCCAUGAAGGCAGUGUUCGACUACAUCGACACCUUCUCCUCUCGGAUCCGAGAGAUGGAGCAGCAGAAGAGGGACGGCGUGGUUUGUAAGAAGGAGGACAAGCCCCGAUCGCUGGAGAACUUCCUGUCCAGGUUCCGCUGGAGACGCCGUCUGUUCAUCAUCUCCGCCCCCAACGACGAGGAGUGGGCGUACCAGCAGCAGCUCUACGCUCUGACCAGCCAGGCCUGCAAUCUGGGUCUGAGGCACAUCGCCGUUCUGAAGCUGGUCGGCACGGAGGCGCCGGAUAUGGGCGGAGUCCUGGAGCUGUACCCGAUCAACGGGACGGCCACCGUGGAGCGGGAGGGCCUGUCGGGCACGCUGGUCAAGGACAUGAGGAACUACUUCCAGAUCAGCCCCGAGUACUUCUCCAUGCUGCUGGUGGGGAAGGACGGCAACGUCAAGUCGUGGUACCCGUCGCCCAUGUGGUCCAUGGCCAUCAUCUACGACCUGGUGGACUCCAUGCAGCUGCGCCGCCAGGAGAUGGCCAUCCAGCAGUCGCUGGGCAUGCGCUGCCCCGAAGACGAGUACGGCGGCUACGGCUACCACCAGCACGGGUACGAGCACGGCUACCAGGACGGCUACCACCAGGGGUACGGCUACUAGCGCCCGUCUCCCGCCCCGCCCUCCGCCGGGAAGCCGCGGAGCUUCCUGAAUGUUCCGUAGCACUUAGGGGAAGCGUCAGACCUGCCUCCACCCCUUGGGUUCCUCUCGGCGGGUGGCGUGGGAUGCUGCGUGCGGCGGCGGUCAGUCGGUGGCGGUGUAGAGCAGCCUGGACGGGGGACAUGCGGCUGAGUUUUCCUUUCGUGCGUGACCUGUCCUCUUCACUCGCGCCUCCAGCACAGACCUGCACGUUGUAGAUAACUGGCUAAAACAAGACAUGUAUUUAUUGGACAUCUGCGGCGCACUUCCAGAUUAUUCCGUGACCAGCAGCUGUCACAGUAUUUCUCUUUUGUAAAGUUUCUGUUGCUAUAAAAUGUUCUUAUUUAUACUCAAUGUGCUACAUGACGAAUAAACAUGUCUUUAACUACAAUGGACUGCC
Salarias fasciatus (jewelled blenny) is the source of this 3762-nucleotide messenger RNA. RefSeq names its product coiled-coil domain containing 80 (gene ccdc80). Gene Ontology annotation, cellular component: basement membrane. The transcript has 10 exons. Gene Ontology annotation, biological process: positive regulation of cell-substrate adhesion; extracellular matrix organization. The coding region runs from base 696 to 3326 and encodes 876 amino acids. The record is from RefSeq and is a predicted model, not a curated record. Lineage: Eukaryota; Metazoa; Chordata; Actinopteri; Blenniiformes; Blenniidae.